This is a messenger RNA of Caenorhabditis auriculariae, 4631 nucleotides long. NCBI's taxonomy places the organism in Eukaryota, Metazoa, Nematoda, Chromadorea, Rhabditida, Rhabditidae. The record is from the annotation of a GenBank genome assembly.
AUGCUCAACGUAUGUAUAAAUUUUGGGAGAUUCAACUUUUUAUAAGGAAAAAAACCAGGAUAAAAAUUAUUUUUCUCCAUUUAUCCAAAAAGAAAGCUUUAAAGUGAGGCUCCGAUAAUGGAGAUGUCAAAAAGAGCCUUCGAAAAAAAUCCUUUAGCUCAAGAUUUUUUUCUUCUUUGGAUGAAGCCUGAAAUAUUUUUUUUAUAUUUUUAAAAAUGUGGUUAAGGAAAAUUUAUCUCUUGUUUGACGAUUUGGUUUCACAGAAACUCUGUUCUCUCUUUUUUAAAAUAAAAUUUGAAAAUCUCAAAUUCCUAAAUUGCUAAACCUGGCCCUAUAGAGGCCUAAAAAGUGGUCCCUAUAGGGGUUUAGGGUCUGACUCCUUAGUCCCUAAAGCUUAAGUGGUCCCUAUGAGGGUCUCUUGAUUUAAUUUGAAAAACGCUUAGUCAUUUGGUUUUUCGCAUAGAGUUCCUAAAAAUUAUUGACUAGCAUGUCCCCUAUAGGAACCACUUUUGCGAAUUCUAGGUGCCCCUAUAGGGGUUGGUAAAGUGGCCCCUAGAGAAGACCCUUCAAGGGCCCCUGAGGCUACCCCUAUAGGGACUACUUUGUAGAACCUUAAAACACUAGUUUUUGAGAAGAUGUUUUGUCUAUGCUUGGUUAAACAAUAAAAUUACGCCUAGAAGUUCUAAAACUGCGCAAAUGAAGUUUUGCAAUGUUCUAUAGUAAAAAUUUGUUGAUUUUAUUCGAUUUUCACUGAAAUGUGGAUAUUCUUCCUGGAAACUUACGAUUUUGUUCAGCGACGGAUGUCAACGACGAACGAGUUGGCGCGGAAGGGGACGCUGACCGUGGCGCUGGUCCUGUCGCUGAUCGGCAUGGGCCUGUCGAUCGCCGCCAUCCUGACGCCGUCCUGGCAGGUCGUCAACCUCCGCGAGUACAACUCGAUCCAUGAGCACGGCCUCUGGCUCGACUGCACACGCCACAGUCGAGAUGGAAAUCAUAUCCUUCAGAGGUGAGUCAUUUUUCCAGGUUUUGCACAGCUCUCUUUUUUUUUCUAUCCGUUUUGCCAAAAUCUCUGGCGCUAGUCCGGAACGGCAGAUCAAUUAUUGAGGCUUAUAAAUUGGCUGCCAAGACCUUAUCUUGGAUCAUAACUUGACGGCCUCAGACCCCCCUCUCGAAACAUAUUGAAUUUGACCAGUGUUAUAUCCUAAGGUUUCCUGGGAUAAAAAAAAAAAUAUUUUCUUCAGGAAAAUUCAGGAAUGUUACAAAGUAGAAUCAGUACAGAAAUCAGUACCUCCUGAGGUUAAAAAUGUUUUUUUGUGUUAAUAAAAACUUGAAGAAAACUGCCUAGUCAAAUGCUACAUGGCUGGCGGUACAUGCACAACAUUGCAAAAGUGCUGCUUUAUCGCGCGCGACAUCGCUUUUCCCACGCAUUCAAAAAAUGAAUUGGAAAAUUUUUGAAAUGCGAAAUCGCCGCGAGAAAAAUUCGAGAUCACCUCAAAAAAAAAGACAUGACCCUCGCGGCCACAUAACAGCUCUUUUGCGAUAUCGUCAAUGCACCGCAAGCGAUGUCGUUUUGUCUCGUAGCUAUUUUUAGUACUACCUCCUGUCGUUAACAAGAUAUGCGUUCUGUCAACGGAACCAAAUUGAUCUUAAAUAUUAUGUUCAACCCCGUUUCUCAGAAAUUUUGUAGGUCUUCAUUGACCUUCUGAAAGACAACUUGCUCUUUUUUUGGAGCGAAACUCUAAAUGUUCUCUAAAAUCAUUGUGUAGUGAAAAUAUGAAGACGUAGCCUUAAUUAGUAGAAUUCCAACAAGCGCUCAAACUCUAUAAAAAAGACUCUGGCCGAGGAAAAUUUAGCAAGAAUAGAAUAAAAAGGAUUUUCUGUAGGUACGCGACAGUGACAGAGCCACUUCACUGCGUUUACAAGUUCGACUAUGACAAAUAUUCGGGAACUUUCGACCUGGAAGACGACAAUAGUCCCGUCGGAGAGGUCAACCGCCACAAGUUCUACGGUUCGUUCAGUUUUUUUAUAUCGGAGGUUGAAGACUAUUAUAGCCUUUCUAGGAAUAAAGUGGGAAAAAUAAAUUUUUUUCAUUUUUUAGGAUCUUGUUUUUUCAUUUUUCAAAGUUGAAGUGGCUUUAUUAGGGUUUUAGCUCGCAUUAGUUUCUAUGAAGCUGAGCUUCAUCCACUAGACUGUCAACUUGAGGUUUUGUUAGUGACCACUUUAGGGAUUUGGUCAAGUGAUACCACUUUAGUAAGUUGGAUUAGAUUUAUGGAGAGUCUGCCUAUCAGCUUCUUAGUAAUCACUAGAGGGAUCACUUGGGUAUUGGUUUAGUGAUCAUUUUAAGGAUUUCCUGGAAAAUCUGUAUUUUUUGAAGUUUUCACAGCGCCAUGUAAGCAUCAAAGGAUGGGUUAUUGAUUUUGAAGCUUUUUUUUCUGAAGUGACCACUUUAGGAGCUUUUUUUUUAUUUUCAAGCUUAAAGUGAGUUUGAAGCUUCAAAAUGCGAGAACCUUCCUUUUGAGACCUAAUCUGAAAGAAUUUCUACACUGGAAGAAUUUUCAAUAACCCCGCCAUGUUGCGUAUUGGCAAACAAUAAGUGAAUACCUGUUAUUAUGAGCUCUUUUUACGGCGACGACUCAUUUCCGACGGUUAAUUACGUGCCGUUAACCAUGCGCGUCUGCGGGAAUCCGCAAGGCCAGAGAGACCCUCCCAAAUGGCCUUGCGCGUACGGCGCACAGAAGACUUACUCAAUAAAUUUCGACCCGAGUUUGACCGUUUUCGAGUUGAUCGCUGCUUAUUGGGGUUAACGGCUAAUUGGGAUCGUUUUGGAGAGAAAGUGGAAAUUGAGAAAUUCAAGUUACUCAAUUAGCUAAGGUUCAAAGAUAGGCAGGUGGUUCAUAGAAAAUAUAGUAGAUUUUUUUUGGUUCUAGAAAACCCUUGGUUGUGAUCUUCGAACUUUCGACACAAAUCUAAAAAUAAAGAAAUUCUAGUUAGCGGAAGCUCACAGAAAAUAUGAUUAUAUGAGCAAUUUUAAAAGACACAAGCCUUCAACCUCAAAAAUUAUAGUGGAUCCCAAAUUUUUCGUCAAAAAGAAGAAAUUUUGUUAACUUUUAAGGCUGGCACACGGCGACGAUGAUUCUCCUCGGCUUUGCGCUUCUGACGUCGUUUUUGUCGACGUGCAUCGGGAUUUGCUCCUGCUGCUACGGCUCCCUGUCGCUCAUCUUCACAGGAUUCUGCUUGAUCACCAGUUCGUACAGAAAUUACGUUAUUUAAAAAUCUUCGAGCCAUUCCACAUCCCCUGGUCACAUGUGGAAUGGCUCGGAGCAUCGUGGUCAAAGUACAACUGUCUUUUGGCUGGGAUUGACUUUUUUGCAAUGUUAGAGAAUGCCCAAGUGCGCAAGUAGUUUCUCGUCGGGCCAUUUUUCUUGCCUUUCAGCGCCAGAAAUUACGUUAUUUAACUAAUUUAGCCUUCCUCUCGACUGUGGCCGAAGGAAUCUUCUUCUUCUAUUCCCAUCGAGCUGAUAACCGAUUUAUCAAGGGUAUCGUCGGAACUUAUGAGGUUCGAUUUCGCUCAAAAAAUAACUUUACUGUGUUCUUUCCAAGUUUUUUUUAACGUAUUUUAAAGGUUCAUUGUGAUUUUGAGUUUUAACUGUAAGUUUCACUGUCUUCAAUUGAAGCGAAUUUCCUGAUUUUUAAACGAUCUUUUCAAAAAUUCAUAGGCUUUUUGUUCAGCAACGGGUCGGCCUGGCCUUCUUCUUGGAAAUGGCUGCCGCCUUCUUCCACUUCUUCUCGUUCCUCGCCGCCAUGCUCUUCACCUACUUUUCGUUUGCCGGAGCCAAGGAUUCGAUGGACGGCUUCAGCCUUCAAAGGAGCAGCCGCACCAACGUCACCAACAUUGGAAGGUCUGUCAGUUUUUUUUUUCUGGCUUUUACCACGAAGAAAACGGUAUUGGCACGCGCCCGACACGCGCCGGUUUCCGCAUAGCUGGUCUAUAACCGACUUCCAGAAGAUUUCUUGAGAUAUGAUUCUCAUUUUUUUCUGCGCCCCCCUUUGAGGUCGGGGGGCAAGAUCUGGAAAAAUUCCAUAGAGCCAAAUUUUGAGGCUGAAAAUGGACCCCAGAUUUUUUUAAAACGGAAAAAAAUGAGUUAUAUCUCGAUCCAGGAAAAAAAAAACAUAAUUUUUUUCUUGGAGAAAAUCCUGAAAAUCCCCUCUUGGAUAACCUCGGAAAAUCAAGGAUGCUUUCAAAGGCUAAUUCAAAGGAAAAGGAUAACGACAAUGUCGAUAAAACUUAAAUCAAUAAAUCAGUCAUCAAACUGAGUUUUAAUAGAGUCUAUACCAGUACGGGGAAGAAAGAGACGGUUUUUUGUGAGUUUAAAUCUUAAUUUCCAUCAUUUUUCCUUCUAUCAGGUUCCAAAUCAUUCAAUAAUGACCUUAUGUGAAGCUAAUAAAUUUUCAGAUCAAUGGAAUUUGACGCGCCGUUGAUGUACCCGCCACACACGCCAGUGCCCAACAUUCGCUACGAGGAGAAGCAUCACGUCGCCGAGAGUAUGCCCGAACUUGGCGUCCGUGGCGCCUACCCCUCUACCGAAUUCUUCCCCCCGCGAGUCCGUCGCAAGAGCGAAACUUGUGUUUGA